This is a messenger RNA of Xiphophorus maculatus (southern platyfish), 2124 nucleotides long. RefSeq lists its product as uncharacterized. Bases 1 to 654 code for a protein of 217 amino acids. The record is from RefSeq and is a predicted model, not a curated record. NCBI's taxonomy places the organism in Eukaryota, Metazoa, Chordata, Actinopteri, Cyprinodontiformes, Poeciliidae. The transcript has 3 exons.
AUGAGCAAUUUCUUUCCAGUCACUCCCCACCUUUCAGCGAGCCCACUCGAGUUAAAAAAGCCCCGCAGCUCCGGCUGGGAGCUCAGAGCGCUGAUCGACCAGAGGACGAUGGAUGCCGAGGGAGGUCGCGCGGUCCGACGGAGCAGCAGAGUGGGGAGGCUGGCGAUCGUGGUGGCCGUGCAGAACCUGCUGGUGGUCACCUGCCUGCUGGUCACCGCUUACAUUUACCUGGAGUCUCUGGCGUUGCAGCCAGAAGACACCGUGUACAUACAGUUUCAAGCGUACUCAGCGUUGAGAUCAAACACACAUCUGGAGUUGUUGACGUCCAGCGGGAACAAGCUGCAGAACAACAACGGCAACGUCACCAUCAGGUGCACGGGGCCCUACGUUUGGCACAUGCAGGGCUGCUACGAGAGCAUGGGAAAUACCGCGAACGUCAGCGGGAGCCUGACGCUGCUGGUGAAACACACUCUGCCAGUCAGCUCCUUCGCCAUGGACGCAACGCGAGAUGUGGUCUGCAGGGGGCUCCACAGUAUCGUCUACCUGGUGGCGGAAGAUGUAGCCAGAUUCCGCUUUUCCUCACAAACGGGGUUUCGGAUGGUUAACGUGAGUAUGGGCCUGAGCUACCUGCUUGGGAAUAAAUGUGAAUAUUGACUCCAUCCAAAGAAUGAAAAAAAAAAAAAUAAAAAUAAUAAUUAAAAAAAAAAGAAGUAAUAAUGCGGAUGAGAUGAAGACACCGGAUCUGGAUGGAUUAAGAGAAGACACAGGGAGCCAGUGAGCGGGAUUGAUUCCUGCUAAGAGACUGUCUGGUUUGAUUUCCUCUGCCGGAGUUGCUGAGCCUCGUGGUUUGACUGUCGGCAGGAAAUGUCCGUGUCCAAACAAGAGCAAAUCAAUGCAUCUCAGUUGAAGACAUUUAGUCUUAAUUUCUCACUUAAAAAAAACAAAACAAACAAACAAACAAAAAAAGAAGCUAUUUUACCUCCUUAACAAAGUGCCUUGUUCUGUAUUUUAAAUGUUUUCUUUCUUUGUUCAUUUAUAUUUAAGGCUUUUGAAAACAAGUUAUGAAGCUAAUUCUUAAUUUAUCAAAAAUGUAUCUGUUUAUUAUUUUUAUUAUUACUAUCAUAAUUAUCAUUGUUGUUAUUUAAUACUCAAACCAAGCAAGGAAUGUCACAGUUUCUUGGUGCUGCGGUGACAGUUUCGUGUCGCAUUGCCUGCGUGACCAACACGUUGCUCUGCUGGUUCUUCUGCAAGCUCGGAGAAACCAUUUCCCAAAAGCUGGAGCCGGAUGGUGCGUUUUGGUGUUAUUGCUUUAGGGUGACUUGAAUGCCAAAUGAUAACUGACUCUCCGUAUUUUCGCAUGACAUGAAACAGCAGAGCUAAAUCUGACUGUGCAGCUGGGAAAACCACACGGACGCUCAUCAGCUCUGCACUGCUGAGCUGCUCCCCUGGUUGUACUUGAUCUUGACUGCUGGAUGGAACCAAAUGAAUGUAUUUUGCUGUUGGUGCACUGAAGCUCCGCUCUGACUCUGUAACCUUUGCGUGCGCGCCGGUCCGGCCGGAUCCCUCCACAGUUUUACCUCCAGUAGACGUCCAAACGCCCACGACCUGACCCGACUCAUCCGGUGCCGGUGUGUCUGUGGAGUCUUAACGCUGUCUGUGGAAACUAAUCUCAGACUCGUUUGACGUUACAACCGGACUGGCGCACACAAGCCAAAGGGAAAAGGCCAGACAGGAGAUGAAUGAAUCUUUUUUAUUAUUAUUAUUAUUAUUAUUAUUAUUAUUGGUUCUUCACUCAUGGUGCAGACAUUUGUUUCUUAAGCACUGGAUUAUGGUGUGCGUUUGUAUGUUUUCUUUAUUUUUACUAUUAUUAUUAUUAUGAAUGAGGUUGCAGCUCAUCAAUUGAUUGUAUCCUUAUUGUAAAAUGUGAAGCACAUAAGAGGUUUACUGUUGUGUUCACUUGCGGUUGUGCAAAAACGGGGGGCGGAAAUAAAGCCGACCUUAUUGAAACUACUACCGUGUGACGUGAUACGACCUGUGUACUUUACCCCAGGGAUUACAGCGCUGAUUCUCCCCUUUGACCUCUGGCACAGCUCGUCUCUGUGUUGAAACGUUAAUAAAAACAAG